Lotus japonicus is the source of this 3681-nucleotide messenger RNA. Its product is annotated as receptor-like protein kinase 7. Gene Ontology annotation, molecular function: ATP binding; protein kinase activity; receptor serine/threonine kinase binding. The transcript is spliced from 2 exons. The coding region runs from base 280 to 3210 and encodes 976 amino acids. The record is from RefSeq and is a predicted model, not a curated record. Gene Ontology annotation, cellular component: plasma membrane. NCBI's taxonomy places the organism in Eukaryota, Viridiplantae, Streptophyta, Magnoliopsida, Fabales, Fabaceae. Gene Ontology annotation, biological process: protein phosphorylation; hormone-mediated signaling pathway.
ACUUCCAACAACUAAAUCAUCCCCAUAAUAAGCAAUCACCGUCCCAUUUCAUGAAUCCUUCUAGAUUCUCAGUAUUGGUCCAUGAUUGCACACUGCACAGUAACAGAGUCCACAAUUUUCUUCUCUGCAUGCAUGUGGAUAAUUAAUUUUCUCAAUGUGAAACAAACAAGUCACCUUCCUCUGCUCUAGUCAAACUCUUCUAUUUCCAUCUCCAUUUCCAUUUCCAUUUUCUUCACUCUUAUACUCACCUAAUAUCAACAACCAACCUUCUCCGCCGGCAUGCUCGCCGGAGUAAUUUCCCGUCGCGGGCCGCCGCCUGUUUUUAUUCUCUCUGCUGUUCUGUUUUUCCUCUGCCUCUUUACUUCCUCUCACUCUGAUGAACUUCAAUCACUCAUGAAGUUCAAGUCCUCUAUCCAAACUUCAGAUACAAACGUUUUCAGUUCUUGGAAACUUGCAAACUCUCCCUGCAACUUCACCGGAAUUGUCUGCAAUUCCAAUGGUUUCGUUUCACAAAUCAAUCUCUCACAAAAAAAGCUAGUAGGCACUCUUCCUUUUGACUCAAUCUGCGAGCUUCAAUCGCUUGAGAAGUUCUCUAUAGAGUCCAACUUCCUCCAUGGCAGCAUCAGUGAGGAGCUAAAGAACUGCACAAGCUUGAAGUACUUGGAUUUGGGUGGCAAUUCAUUUACUGGUUCUGUACCUGAAUUCUCAACUUUGAACAAGUUGGAGUACUUGAAUUUAAAUGCAAGUGGAGUUUCUGGUGUAUUUCCAUGGAAAUCAUUGGAAAAUUUGACAAGUCUCACUUUUUUGAGCCUUGGUGAUAACCUGUUUGAAGAAACUUCUUUCCCUUUGGAGGUCUUAAAGCUUGAAAAUUUAUACUGGCUUUACCUCACAAAUUGCAGCAUCACUGGGAAAAUCCCAGUGGGUAUUGGAAACCUAACUCAUCUUCAUAAUCUUGAGCUUUCUGAUAACAAGUUAUCUGGUGAAAUUCCAGCUGAUAUUGGUAAGCUUGUGAGGUUAUGGAGGCUUGAGAUAUAUGAUAACUAUUUGAGUGGGAAAUUCCCAGUUGGAUUUGGCAACCUUACCAAUCUUGUCUACUUUGAUGCUUCUAGUAACCAUCUUGAAGGUGAUCUUUCUGAGGUGAAGUUUUUGAAAAACCUUGCUUCUCUGCAGCUUUUUGAGAACAAAUUCUCAGGAGUGAUUCCACAGGAGCUUGGUGAUUUCAGAAACCUCACAGAUCUUUCUCUCUACUCUAACAACCUCACUGGUCCUCUUCCUCAAAAGCUUGGCUCCUGGGGAGGCAUGGAAUUCAUUGAUGUUUCAGACAAUUCUCUUUCUGGUCCUAUUCCACCUGAUAUGUGCAAGAACAGCAACAUGUUCACAGACAUGGCACUGUUAAACAACAGCUUCUCUGGAAGCAUACCAGAAACAUAUGCAAAUUGCACAUCUUUGGUUAGGUUCAGGCUAAGUAGGAAUUUACUUUCUGGUGUUGUUCCUUCAGGGAUAUGGGGUUUGCCAAAUAUGAUACUAAUUGAUCUUGGGAUGAACCGUUUUGAAGGUCCACUCUCAUCUGAUAUUGGCAAAGCAAAAUCUCUUGCUCAACUGUUUUUAUCUGAUAAUAAGUUCUCAGGUGAGUUACCUUUGGAAAUCUCAGAAGCCACUUCAUUGGUCUCAAUUCAGCUAAGUUCAAAUCAAAUUUCUGGUCAUAUCCCAGAAAAGAUUGGUGAAUUGAACAAGCUAACUAGUCUUAAUUUGGAUAAUAACAAUCUUUCUGGUAUCAUACCAGAUUCUAUUGGUUCCUGUGUUUCUCUGAAUGAAGUAAAUCUUGCUGGUAACUCUUUCACUGGGGUGAUACCUACUACAAUUGGGUCUCUUCCUACUCUUAAUUCAUUGAACCUGUCAUCAAACAAGCUUUCUGGUAAAAUCCCAUCAAGUUUUUCAUCUCGGAAACUUAGCCUCCUUGAUUUAUCUAACAACCAGUUGUUUGGUUCCAUACCAGAAUCAGUGGCUAUUUCAGCUUUCAGAGAGGGGUUCAUGGGAAAUCCUGGCUUAUGCAGCCAGACUUUGAGAAAUUUCAAACCAUGUUCAUUGGAAUCUGGCAGCUCCAGGAGAAUCAGAAACCUUGUACUCUUUUUCAUUGCUGGCUUAAUGGUUCUCCUUGUUUCAUUAGCAUAUUUUCUCUUCAUGAAACUGAAGCAGAACAACAAGUUUGAGAAGCCAGUACUCAAGUCCAGUUCUUGGAAUUUCAAGCACUACCGCGUGAUAAACUUCAAUGAGUCUGAAAUCAUUGAUGGGAUCAAGGCUGAGAAUAUGAUAGGAAAAGGAGGAUCUGGGAAUGUUUACAAGGUUGUGCUUAAAACUGGGGAAGAACUUGCAGUGAAACACAUAUGGUCUUCAAAUCCAAGUGUUCAGGGGAGUUGCAGGAGCAGCUCAGCUAUGCUGAGAAGGGGUUCUUCAAGGUCACCUGAGUAUGAUGCUGAGGUGGCUACUCUGAGCUCUAUAAGGCAUGUGAAUGUGGUGAAGCUCUAUUGUAGCAUCACAAGUGAAGAUAGUAGCUUGCUUGUGUAUGAGUUCUUGCCAAAUGGGAGCUUGUGGGAGAGGUUGCACUGUUGUACGAAGACUCAGAUGGGGUGGGAGGUUAGGUAUGACAUUGCAAUUGGUGCUGCUAGAGGAUUGGAGUACCUGCAUCAUGGGUGUGAUAGGCCUGUUAUACACAGGGAUGUGAAAUCCAGUAACAUAUUGUUGGAUGAGAAAUGGAAGCCAAGGAUUGCUGAUUUUGGACUUGCCAAGAUUCUGCAGGGAGGAGCAGGCAAUUGGACCAAUGUCAUUGCUGGAACACUUGGCUACAUGGCUCCUGAGUAUGCGUAUACUUGCAAAGUGACAGAGAAGAGUGAUGUUUACAGUUUUGGGGUGGUGCUGAUGGAAUUGGUCACAGGGAAGAGGCCUAUGGAGACAGAGUUUGGAGAGAACAAGGACAUAGUCUACUGGGUAUGCAGCAAUAUUAGGGACAAAGAAAAUGCAGUUCAGUUAGUGGAUCCUACCAUUGCAAAGCAUUUCAAAGAAGAUGCAAUGAAGGUGUUGAGAAUCGCCACAUUGUGCACGGCCAAAUUUCCAGCUUCAAGGCCUUCAAUGAGAAUGUUGGUUCAAAUGUUGGAAGAGAUUGAGCCUUGUGCUUCAAGUUCAACCAAAGUGAUUGUGACCAUAGAUGGCUAAACAAGUUGCACCAAAGAAUCAUACAAAAAUUUCUCAAUUGCAGAAACUGCAUUCUUGGUUUAGUUUUGGAUUCUUAACACCAUGGUUUUGGCAAAAUUAAAUGCUGUUGCCAAAAUCAUGAUUUUGAGAGAUCCCAACUUAACAAGAAAUAUACUAGAAGUGAGGCUGUGGACAAAAUGAAUUGGGUUCAAUUAGGUGGACUUCUAAUUGAAACUUGUGCGAUGUCCUAAGGUUGGAGUGGAAUUACAUUCCCUACCUUGAGUUUUUGUUAAAAACUAAAAAUAUCAUAAUGUGAACCAUAUCCUAGUUAGUUAGAAACCUAAAGAGGAUUAGCUCUGUACCUUGUAUAUGUAUAGUGAUGAAAUUAUAUUUUGAAUCAAGUCAUAUAGCUCUGUAUCAUGCAUACACAAGCCAAUGAACACUGUUAUAAGAUGUUUAGUGCAACACCUAAACUAUUUUCCUCGUUUUCAA